ACAAACCCCAUUCUGUCUCUGUACCUUUGUCUUUUGCGCAUAAAGAAACGCAAGGUCCCCUCCACUCUGUCCUCAUUCUGAUCGAACUUUUUGAAAUCGCACUCCCACAGUUGCGAUCUCUCUCUUCAGUUUUUUGCAGGGUUUUCCUACGCUAUUUCUGCGAACUAACUUUUUGGCUUGUCUUUAGUUGGUGAAAAUGCCAGAGAUUCAAUUAGGUGCUCACACUAUAAGGUCCCAUGGAACUCAUGUCGCAAGGAUCCACAUGCACGAUUGGCUGAUUCUUCUGCUUCUGGUGGUGAUAGAAGUCAUUUUGAAUCUUAUAGAACCAUUUCAUCGUUUUGUGGGAGAGGACAUGAUGACUGACCUAAAGUACCCUCUGAAAGGAAAUACUAUCCCCUUUUGGGCCGUUCCGAUUUUUGGUAUAUUGCUGCCUUUUGCAAUCAUUACUGCCUACUACUUCGUUAGGAAGGAUGUGUAUGACCUCCAUCAUGCUAUUUUAGGCCUUCUGUUUUCUGUCCUUCUGACUGGAGUCCUAACUGAUGCAAUCAAAGAUGCUGUUGGUCGUCCUCGUCCAGACUUCUUUUGGCGUUGCUUCCCUGAUGGCAAGGGGGUAUUUGACCCUGUCACACGAAACGUUAUGUGUACCGGACUAAAAAGUGUCAUCAAGGAAGGACACAAAAGUUUCCCGAGUGGGCAUACAUCUUGGUCUUUUGCUGGUCUGGGUUUUCUGUCAUUGUACUUGUCUGGGAAAAUCAGGGCAUUUGAUCGUAAGGGCCACGUUGCAAAGCUUUGUAUCUCUUUUCUGCCCUUGCUUGUUGCAGCUCUUGUCGGAGUUUCACGCGUCGAUGAUUACUGGCAUCAUUGGCAAGAUGUAUUUGCUGGAGGCCUUCUAGGAUUGACUGUUGCUUGCUUUUGUUACUUGCAAUUCUUUCCACCGCCGUAUGACAUUGAUGGUUGGGGUCCACAUGCAUAUUUUCAAAUGUUGGCGGAAUCCCAAAAUGGCGCCCGAACUUCAACUGACAGGGCCAACUGUCUAGUUGCAACUCCGACGGAGCUUGGGAACUUUUAUAGCCCGUCUCGCCUUGGCAUGGUAACAUCACAAGUCAAUAAUGUAAGGGACUCAAGCCCAAUCCUUGAUGAGAUGGAAAGAGGGAGAAGAUAGACUUGAAGUCUUUUUUCACUAGAGCACAAACAGAAUUUUGGUCAGCAGAUGUUCAUAUUCAGUAAGAUAGAGUUGUUGAAGUUUGCUCAUUUCCAUGAUCAGUUGUACAUUUAACAUAGUAGUUUUAUUUGUUUGGUGGAGGAUUUUUCAAUGUAAUGUACUCCUUGUUUAACAGUGCUCGUGUUUGUUUUUAACUGAAUGCUACUUUCUGGUUUUUUGGAGCAUGAGAUGGUCUGGCGCUUUGUUCA
Molecule: messenger RNA, 1410 nt
Organism: Rhododendron vialii
Lineage: Eukaryota; Viridiplantae; Streptophyta; Magnoliopsida; Ericales; Ericaceae
Product: lipid phosphate phosphatase 2-like
Exons: 8
Coding region: 197-1162 (321 amino acids)
Biological process (GO): phospholipid metabolic process
Molecular function (GO): phosphatidate phosphatase activity
Source: RefSeq, a predicted model, not a curated record